UAAAAGUGUAUGAAAAUAUGUUAAAGGCAACACGAUCGUGUUUAUCAUUUUGGCUUCUAUGUGUGUUGUUAAUCAGUGAAAUCAGCACUAGAACACCAAAAUCUUUGAAAGGAAAGUAUGUUAAACUAUCAAAAACGCCUACAAGGCCAGAAGGACAACAAGAGUCUAUUGCUGACAUAAUAAAACGACCCCCAUCGCUAAAUGGAAAAUUAGACAUGGCAUUUAUAAUGGACACAACAGGCAGUAUGGGUUCGUAUAUAGAUAGUGCAAAGCAGAACAUCAGAGGAAUUGUAGACAAAAUAGUUGCUACAUCUGGCAGUGAUGUACGAUUAGCAUUGAUAGAGUAUAGAGACCAUUCACCACAAGAUAGAACUUUUGUCACCCGAAAGAAUGACUUUACGUCUUCGAUAUCCACUAUGAAAUCCUGGUUAAAUUCUGCAAGCGCAAAUGGAGGAGGUGAUACACCGGAAGCCGUUGCAGAAGCUAUGUAUCAAGCAACAAAAUUGUCAUGGCGACAGGAUGCAACUAAAAUAAGUGUUAUGAUAUCCGAUGCACCUCCCCAUGGACUUGUGCCGUCCGAAGAUAGUUCAUUUCCACAGGGAUCUCCAAAUGGUCAUGAUCCUAUGCAAAUAGCUCGUGACUUUGCCCAGAAAGGUGUAACUUUAUAUGUUAUUGGCGUGGAGCCACCAAUUGUUCCAUACAAGGAUUUUUUCAUGGCUUUAGCUUAUAUUACAGGAGGUCAAUAUGUCCCAUUAUCAGUACCUCGUCUUUUAGUUAAUGCUAUAACUGGGGGAGCUCAGGAAGAAUUGUCUUUACGUCAGUUUCAAGCAGACGUGCAACGAGAAAUUAAACUAGCUUCUGCAGCAGGUGACUCCUUAAAUAAACAGCAAAUUGCACAAACUGUAUUUCAGAGACUACAGAAAUCAGGUGCUAAAUCUAAACAAUUAGUCAGGAACAACAGAACUUUAGAAGUGCCUUCAGUUGAUGCUAAAUUAUUAGCAUCGAAAAAAUCAAUGGCAGAAGUAAGAAAAGUAUUCAAAAAAGGGACCACUUCGACACCAUUUUUAGGAGUCGGAGGCAUGGGUGGAGACAUGCGUGUAGGCAUGGGUGGAGACAUGCGUGUAGGCAUGGGUGGAGACAUGCGUGUAGGCAUGGGUGGAGGCAUGCGUGGAAGAGUCGGCGGUGGAGGCCCAUCGAGAAGCAUGUCACCUGGAGCUAUGAUUCCGAGUUCAAGUGCUAGUGACAAACUUUCAACAAAAGAAUCUGGAAUUACGUUGGAACAAAUUAACAGACUAGUUGAAAAGGGGACGGCAAGAUUACCGAGUGUUUGA
Mytilus trossulus (common blue mussel) is the source of this 1331-nucleotide messenger RNA. RefSeq lists its product as uncharacterized. The transcript has a single exon. Gene Ontology annotation, cellular component: cytoplasm. Bases 18 to 1331 code for a protein of 437 amino acids. NCBI's taxonomy places the organism in Eukaryota, Metazoa, Mollusca, Bivalvia, Mytilida, Mytilidae. Gene Ontology annotation, molecular function: protein serine/threonine kinase activity. The record is from RefSeq and is a predicted model, not a curated record.